UUUCCGGCUGUGGGACAUUGUUUAUAAACAAUUAUAAACAAAAAAAAACUCUGGAUCUAUUACAUGAUUACCACAGUGUAACCUCUUUGAUCUGUGCAUGAUUAUUGCUCCAUGAACAGAAAUAGGUUAGGAGGCGCGGGACUGCAAAAUUGAAAUAAGGUUAUGACUAGAUAUAUUCAAUCUAUUAGAAAAGUGAUUCUAUAGUAAGUAAUUUUCUGAGCAAUGACCUUCAAUACUACAGCCCUAUUUACGUAAUUUAUUGAAUUAAACAUGGAGGUUUGUCGACUUUGCUUGCUGUUCUCGGAAAGUAAUAGUUAUUCCAAGUUGACAGACCCUUAUAAGUGCAUUGUUAACAGCUUAAUACCGGAAGUGAAUCUUGACAUAACGAUAAAUCCGUCUAUUUGCCAUCAAUGCUCACAUUUGGUGAAUAAACUGCAUGAAUUCAAGUUGGCUUGCUUCGAAUGUCAACAGCAACGGAAGAAACAGCUCUCCAAACCAGGGUGCUGUCAGACUUGUUUGAAAUCCAUCGAAAAGCAAUUUAUUGAAGAUCCCCCUGAUCUUAAGAGUAUUUUAAAGUUUUGUUUGCCGGAAAUGGACUUGCACUUUAUUCCAGAUCCAAUUGUGUGCAGAAAAUGUUUGGUGCGUCUGCAACGGUUGCAACAGCUUAAAGCCUCGUAUUUGACUGUAGAAGAAAAGCUCAACAGUUUUGUGGUAGACGCAAAAAGACCCGUGGAUUUACGCAAGCUGGUACAUGGUAUUCCAGAUGGUAAAUUGGAGUUGCUCGAUGCCAACACUUACGUUGAUGAAAGGUGGCGUUGUAAACGUUGGACUGUCCCUUGUGUAGCAGCUCUGAAAACAUACGGCUUCUGUCAAUAUUGACAACCGUCUACUCGUCUUUAUCUAUGUUGACAACCAUCCUGACACAUUGAAGGGUUGCGAAAAUAUGGCGAAAAUGUUGUGAUAUUGCUUGAAAAAACCCUUCUUUUAUUGUCACAUUGGAACUACCGAUUGAUUAAAACUCUCACCACUAUGGCAUCACAAGAGGAAAAGGAACUGUUGAAAAGCGAAAUCGAAAGACUGAUCCGGGAACUUGACCAGGCCAGCAGCGAAAAGGUCCAAUCUGCCCAGUUUGGGUUAGUGCUGUUGGAGGAAAAGAAGGAAUUGCAGCAGAAAUGCGAAGAAUUCGAGUCACUGUACGAGAACACCAAGCACGACUUACAGAUAACUAAAGAAGCCCUAGCAAAGUUCCAAUCUAGUCAUAAAGUGACCACCAAAACUGGCAUUGAAACUGAAGAAUCUCUUAUCAACGAGUCGGCCGCUAGGGAAACAUCCCUUUAUUCCCAAAUCAUUGACUUGGAGAAUGAUAAUAAGCAGUUGCGACAUGAACUGGACAGAGUCACUGCUGAAAGGGACCGCAUGCUCCAAGAAAACAAUGACAUGGGCAAGGACAAGGAGGAUCGAAGCAUGGAGUGCAAACGACUUAGAACUGAGCUCAGGGAAGUGAAGUUCAGGGAGAACAGGCUUAUUUUGGACUACUCAGAGCUGGAGGAAGAGAACAUUGCAUUGCAGAAACAAGUUUCAUCUCUUAGAAGCGCCCAGGUUGAAUAUGAAAGCCUCAAACAUGAAAUCAGGAGACUGCACGAGGAAAUGGAGCUGCUCAAUCUGCAAGUUGAGGAAUUGACAAACUUGAAAAGAAUCGCCGAGAAACAUAUGGAAGAAGCCCUUGAAACACUGCAAAGCGAAAGAGAAGCCAAGUACGCCCUGAAAAAGGAACUGGACCAGCAAAUCAACAGAGAAUCAUUCUACAACAUUAACAACCUGGCUUAUAGUAUACGAGGGAUCACCGAGGAAACUGUUUUGGGCAGUGAUGGCGAGGAAGAAGGUUUAAAGCACAUAGAAGCCAGUUUAUCGAGUGGAACGGGAUCGGAAUUAACAUCACCAGACGAUAAGCACGUCGAUUUGUUUUCAGAGGUUCAUUUGAAUGAACUGAAGAAACUGGAGAAACAGCUUGAAAUGCUGGAAAAGGAGAAAAUCACGCUCACGCAGGGGCUCAGGGAAAAUCAAAGUUUGGUGGAGAAGAGCCAAGGGGAACUGCAAGUGUUUGUCGCCAGGUUGACUCAGCUGGCAGCUCAUGUGGACUCCCUACAACACCUGUCGCAUAAUUACGACAAAGUACUGCAAGCGCCCUCAGAAGAAGCCAGCAAACUGAUUGGACAAUAUCAGCAAUGGUUCAAAAUGUCCAACAAAGAGGUUUAUCAGCUUAAGGAAGAUAUCAAGCAGCUAGAGAAACUGACCAACAUUUCAGACUCUACCUUGACUUUGAGAAGUGAAAUCACUAACUUGAAGAACAAGCUGCUAGACACCGAGCAGAAGCAAAUGGACGUCGAAGGCGACUUUGAUUUGCUAAGAGAAUUUGCCAUGCAAGCAGGCGCUUCUUUGGACGAAUCGCAGAACAACUUGCAAACCGUCACUGAAGAGUUAGCGCAACUGUAUCAUCAUGUUUGUACUGUAAAUGGCCAAACACCCACGCGCGUUGUGUUGGAUCAUGAAAAAGAAGGCAUGACUCCUAUGACUGAAACCGCGCCAAUGAUGAUCGGCGAAAUGAGCAAGUUGGAGCUGCUAAGGAGCCGCCUGAAGAGUGACGUGCCUCUGCACGAUCUGGAAAGUCUGAACGAUGCCGCGACAUUGGCGCGAAAUGUGUGCACUGUUAUGGACCAAAUCAAGCAUCUGCGAGCUGCUAUUGAGAACACAAUUGAAAAGUCCAAGAGGGAGAAAACGAAUGGUUCAUACGAAUCUAAGGAUGAGAACAAUGAAGAAGUCCAGGAGUUGCAAGAGCAAGUGAUCAGACUGAAGAGUUUGCUGUCCACUAAGAGGGAACAAAUUGCCACACUUCGAACCGUCCUUAAGUCUAACAAGAACACCGCUGAAGUGGCGUUGACCAAUCUGAAGAGCAAAUACGAAAAGGAAAAGACCAUCGUGUCGGAAACAAUGAUGAAAUUGAGGAAUGAGCUGCGUCUACUUAAGGAAGAUGCUGCCACGUUCUCCAGUUUGCGUGCAAUGUUUGCGGCUCGGUGCGAAGAAUACGUGACCCAAGUGGAUGAGCUGCAGCAACAGUUAACCGCUGCUGAAGAUGAAAAGAAGACUUUGAACCAGCUGCUCAGAUUGGCCGUGCAACAGAAGCUGUCGCUGACACAGCGACUGGAAGACCUGGAAGUGGCCAGAGAGAUGAGUAACGCCAGAAGACAGAACAACCGCAAUUUCCAAAGAGCUGGCCGGUCGAAUCGGGACAACAUAUUCUAGCCAAAGUCCCGACCUAGACCUGUCCUCUAUGCCAUCGCAGUUAUCACUUCGUUCUUUAAGGUAUAAUUACUAGCGAAGCGAAAAAUGCACACUAAUAACCAAGUGGGUUUUUUCCACUCCAUUGAUUAUAUCCCUGAUAUUUAUAUAGGUGUAGAAAAGUGAUUAGGUCUGAGGCUAGACAACGUUAGACUAAUUUGGUGAUUGGGUUACGUAAGGCUAUCUAUUUUAUUUUCAUCUGAAACACUAGUUUUUGCGAAAUCAGAUUGAUUUUUCAGUCUCUGUCUAUAACUGGAGAUGUGCACGAGAAUGCUCCAAAAUCAAAGGAACUCCAGAUGUAUGGUGACAAGAAUUCAUUUAGCCCUGUAGAUGCAAAAACAUUUAUUUAGUUGUGUAAUCUUGCACUAUCGUGCUCUAAACAUGCAGGGUGUUUAACCAGGUUUGCUAAUUUAUCUGACAUUUUGCCAGCCACUAAUUAAAAGAAAGCAAAGUUGUUCGAAAACGCGAGCUUCACGUAUUAUUGGCUGUAGAAUAAGCAACUAAUUCCAAUUAUUCCCCCUGUAUAAUCAUGAACAUUUGACUUUAAAUUGCGAUGAAUCGAUCAACAACACGACCACUUGUUUCUAAGAAGCCACACAGGGUUUAAAUAAUUUUAUCAUUAUGCAAGUGCAGAGACCAAUAAAUUAAGAUUGCAUAAGGAAAAAAGAAAUAAAACUAAUUGUGAUAUGUAAGAAAAAUUGGUAUUUCGGCCAAACUGAGAACAUCAUAACCAUUUGCUUUAUUCCUAUUUGAAAAACACAUUUUUUUCAAAUAAUCCCUUGGUAAUGUUUUAUAAAUUUUAUUUUAGCAGCUCAGUUGAGCAUUUUGCAAUGUAUGUAUAUCCAAGCCUAGUGAUACGUAGACGUGUUGCAAUAUAUCAUUUUAAUUAAUUAAGACUAUUUAUGAUGAUUUUUAUAUUUAUUCUAUUGAUUGUUAUAAUGAAUGUUUUAACGUUUUGUUUGGUGUAUUGCUGUUGUUCAGUCCAUACGGACUAAACAAUAGCUGGUUUAAGCGUAGUAAAUUAAAAAUAUAAACUGGCUAAACAGCUGUUAAUUUUAGAGUAUGUUUAAGGUAAUUUAGGUCCAACUGGUUCUGAAUAAGCACCAGUUUUUCUUUGCGGCUGAUUUAAACACCAGAAACACUCUCGCUGUAAGAAUCGUUGCAGAUGAAAAUGUGUAUUGAAUAUGCGAGAUUCUUUCAAGCGUCGAGCGCUCUUCUGGAUCGUUUAAUAAGCCACAGCUCAUUUUAACAAUUUUCUUUGGAACACUUUUCAUAAUCUGAUCCAGAGCAAAUGUUCUUGAGCGACAGAUUAUGAAAGUUCAAAGGCCAUACUUUCCGUUGGUUCUGAGUCCAUAGUCAUUUUACCCUUUCUGUCCAUUGGACCACGGAAAUAUUCCCGUCCCUUUUGAAAAAAGAGAAUAACUCAAGUUGAUGAGAUCAGGAGUAAUGCUUGAGAGUUUUAUGAGCCCCUGAUACAGUUGUUGUUAAAAUGUUUGCAUAAAUCUCUCGGCAUUAUCCGCUCCCAUUGGUAACAAAACUCAUGCAUUUGAACGUAAUCAUCCAUCCAUUUAUUUAUGUAAGUAAGUAUUGCAUUUUACUAACUCGCAGCUGGCUGGCAGCUGUGUGAUCUGUGUUUCUCAUAAUAGUUUAUUAGUAUUUAAUAUUGUUAAUUAUUACUUCCACACUCAGCUUAAAAUGUGGUUAAUGUUACUUAAUUGUACCUAAUAUUUUUAAUAAACUUAAUAUUAUCUAAUUA
This is a messenger RNA of Dendroctonus ponderosae (mountain pine beetle), 5092 nucleotides long. It is a transcript of the gene BicD, whose product is annotated as protein bicaudal D. Gene Ontology annotation, molecular function: cytoskeletal adaptor activity; dynactin binding; dynein complex binding. NCBI's taxonomy places the organism in Eukaryota, Metazoa, Arthropoda, Insecta, Coleoptera, Curculionidae. Gene Ontology annotation, biological process: microtubule anchoring at microtubule organizing center; protein localization to organelle; regulation of microtubule cytoskeleton organization. Gene Ontology annotation, cellular component: Golgi apparatus; cytosol. The record is from RefSeq and is a predicted model, not a curated record.